AUGCUGUUCCGCUCUCCAUAUCCUCUCGACCCUCCGCGGGACGAGUCGCUGCACCACUUCCUCUUCCGGCCCGUCGCCGACGCUGGCUCCUGCGAUCCGUCCAGCUCGAACCGGGUCGACGAGCCGCUGCUGUACCCCACGCCCGCCGACAACACGAGCCGGCCAGGUGCCAAGCCCAUCAGCCUUCGCCAGGUGCGCGAGCUGUCCUACGACUUUGCCGCCGGGCUGCAGGCCACCGCAUCCGCUCGUGGCGCCAAGCGCUGGGGCAGGGGCGACGUGCUGGCCGUCUACGCAAGCAACCAGCACGACUACCUCGCCGGCGUCCUCGGCGCCCUCGUCACGGGGGCGAGCGUGGCGCUCUGCAACCCCUCAUACAAGCCCGAUGAGCUGUCCCAUCAGCUGCGCAUGGUCGGGGCGCGCGCCAUCCUCACCACCGCUGCGAGCUACGAUAAUGCGUGCACCGCGGCCGAGGGGGCCACCCGGGACGGCAAAGAGGACCUCCAAGGCCUCGCGCAGCCUCCCGAGAUCUUUGUAUUCGAAGAGAGCCACGAUUCGAGCUGGGCCAAGGUCAUCGAAGCCGGCAAGCAGCAAGGGGGAUCGGCGCGAAAGGAGCUGGAACAGGUCAGGGUGUCGCCGAGCGACGAUACCGCCAUCCUUUGCUUCAGCUCGGGCACGUCAGGAAAGCCCAAGGCGGUGCGGCUCUCUCACGCCUCGCUGGUGGCCAACAUCAUCCAGGCCACCUUCCUCCUGCUGGACCGCGUCAAUCCGCCGCUGUUCGGGCAGUCGGUGUGGUACGACGACAAGCCGAUGAGCGACGGCAUCUUGACGGUGCAGAGCGUCGGCAGGAAGAUUUCGGCGGCUGCCGAUGCCAUCUCGGACCUGCUCCCCGGGCGCAAAGCCAAGGACAGCGACGGCGUCGGCGCACGUCCGGCGUCUGGCGAGUUCCACCUGGACCUGCUUCCGCUCUUCCACUGCUACGGCCUGUUGAUGGGCUUUGUCGCGCUGCACACGGCCACGCCGCGCGUCGUGCUGCCGCGCUUCCAGCUAGACGUCUUCCUCUCGGCCGUGCAGCAGCACAAGGUCACCUUCUGCUUUGUCGUCCCGCCGAUCCUGCUGGCGCUCGCCAAGUCGUCCGAGGUCGACAAGUACGACGUGAGCUCGCUGAAGCGCGUGGCCUCGGGCGCCGCGAGUCUCUCGGCGGAGCUCGAGGCUGCCGUGCAGAAGCGGCUCGGGAUCAGGUCGACCGAUGGCUAUGGCAUGUCGGAGAUGUCUCCCAUCAUCAGCAUGCAGAACCUCAAGGACCUCGAGAUUGCGCCGAGGACGGUGGGCGUCCUGGCACCGGGCACCGAGGCCAAGGUGGUCGACAUCAAUGGCAACGAGCUUGGACCCGACGAGGAGGGCGAGCUGUGGCUACGCGGUCCGCAGAUGAUGCAGGGCUACCUGCGCAACGACGAGGCGAACCGCUCCGCCUUUGUGCCGUCCAUCGACGACCCAGAGAGGUUCCUGCGGACGGGCGACGUGGUGCGGAUCGACAAGCGGGGCUACAUUCGGAUCACGGACCGGCUCAAGGACGUGAUCAAGUACCACGGGUUCCAGGUGUCGCCGUCGGAGCUCGAGGACCUGCUCUUCCACGAGGAGCGGGUGGCCGACUGCGCCGUGACGGGCAUCGCCGACCCCAAGGACUCGUCGGAGCUGCCGUGGGCGUUUGUCGUCCUGACCGACCACGACCGGCUCCACGGCGAGCAGGCCGACGAGGCCGAGAGGGACGAGGCCAGGCGCGCGCUCAUGGACAGCGUCAACGCCAAGGUGUCGGCCAACUACAAGAAGCUGCGCGGCGUGACGCUGCUCGACAAGCUGCCCAAGAGCGACUCGGGCAAGAUUCUCAAGCGCGAGCUCAAGGCGUUUGCCGUUGGUCCUGCCAAGCAGCAGCAGCAGCGGUAG
This is a messenger RNA of Pseudozyma flocculosa PF-1, 1941 nucleotides long. RefSeq lists its product as uncharacterized. The record is from RefSeq and is a predicted model, not a curated record. Bases 1 to 1941 code for a protein of 646 amino acids. Gene Ontology annotation, molecular function: CoA-ligase activity. The transcript has 6 exons. NCBI's taxonomy places the organism in Eukaryota, Fungi, Basidiomycota, Ustilaginomycetes, Ustilaginales, Ustilaginaceae.